This is a messenger RNA of Saccharomyces eubayanus, 1743 nucleotides long. RefSeq names its product Aep2p (gene AEP2). The transcript has a single exon. The record is from RefSeq and is a predicted model, not a curated record. Bases 1 to 1743 code for a protein of 580 amino acids. NCBI's taxonomy places the organism in Eukaryota, Fungi, Ascomycota, Saccharomycetes, Saccharomycetales, Saccharomycetaceae.
AUGUGGAUGAAUAAACUGGCUAAAUAUCCAUCUCCUAGUAUUUUGGGCCUAUAUACGAGAAGGUUUUGUAAUGAAUCAUUUCGGUCGCUACAGGAGUUUGACAUACUGCCGAACACUAUGAGAGGCAAUCCAGUCCAUUCUCGAAGAGCAUGUGUAACCACUCGAGUACUCAUGCGUGAUAUAACAGUUCGAAAGUUCUGCACGACCCAUAGAUCAAAUUCAAUUGAUCAGCCAACCAAUGGAAAUACUAAGAGAGCUCAUGAUAAAUUCAAGAUCAAGGAAAUACCCAUAGACAUGUUCACGUUAAGACGCAUUAUUGAUUCGAGUAGUAUGAGCGAACCGGAUUUUUCGAAAAGCAUGACCUAUUUAUUUGUAAAGGCUGUAAACUCGGAAGCGAGGGAAACUUUAUCGUUAGAAGAUCUGUCCUUCCUUUUAAACAAUCUAUAUUCACAACGGUUUGGAAUCAAGAAAAUCUGUAAAGACAUUAAUGUUAAGUAUUCGGAAUUCUGGUUUAAACUCUUUUCCCUUUACGCAGAAAAAGUGGAUGUCAAGAGAGACCAAAUCAAUUUACGAAAUACAGCAUUAGAUUCAUGCGAAAUUUUCGAUAUGAACCUCCUAAUUAAAAACUUCAUAGAACUUGGUCAACUGGGAAAAGCUCAAAAAGUUUUAAGCUUUAUUCUCGAUAGAAACUCCGAUAUAUUGCUCUCCCCGAAUAAUGCAGAUAUCGGUACAAUAAUCCAUUUUCUUCAAUUACGUUGCGGUGCAUUGGCAGCCUAUUGGAAGAUUCCAGAUAAUAGCGAGCAAGAAUAUUCACGAAAGACGGUUCGGCUAGGUGCCGAAAAUACGUCAAUUCGCAUCUCCUCUAGCUACAAGGCCAUGGACCAUCAGACCUUAUUGAAGAUUGCUGAUGUCGUAUUACAAAAAGAAAGGUUACUGAAUUCUGAGGAUUUAGUAUCCGUUUUAAUUCAGUCAUUUGGACACUUGGGGCAAACUCAAAUUUUGGAGAGAUGUAUUGAACACAUAUGGCAAAUAUCAUUGCAAGAGUUUCCCAGCCGUGCAACGAUCAAGCCUAAGGCACGAGGAUGUUAUCCAAGUUCGAAGAUCCUCGUUUCAAUUUUGGUAUCUUUCCACUUGAAUGACAACGAUCUUCAUAGAGGCUUGAGUAUUCUAGAUUCUUUCAUAAAAUAUUAUCCUGAAGUGAAAUUGGAUGAGUUGUUUUGGAGGAGAUUGUUUCAGUUGAGUCAUUUUGCAUGGAAGCCAGCACACGACAAAAGAGCCACAUCUAUUGUUAGAUGCUGGCACUUGAUGAAGCAUUGGCAUGAAUCCAAAGGGUUGAGCCCUUCUGUUGAUUAUGAGACACUGAGGCAAUUGUAUGACCUGGCGAAAAAAACAGGCAAUUAUUCGCUUGCUAUUGAUGUUUUACAAAACUUCAAAUUAGGAAUUACGAAAACGAGGGCUAUGAAGUCCGAAAAAAUCAAUGGUAUUGUUACCAAGUACCAGAAAUAUAUUAUAAAACAGCUUGUAAAUAGAGGUAAACCCUCAGCAGCGAGAGAAUUCAUCAAUAAUUUCAGUUUCGAUAGAAGAGCAGUCAAAGAAUUGAAUAUUUUCUGUACGAAUCGUAUACUGUUAAGGAGUAAGAAAUUGAAAAAUAAGACCGAGAACAGAAAAGAAAGGAUCGGAUCGGGACAAGGAAACUUUGAUGAUGAUGAUGAUGAUGGUAUGGUUAUAGGUAGUUUGUGGUAA